Galeopterus variegatus (Sunda flying lemur) is the source of this 1056-nucleotide messenger RNA. Its product is annotated as serine protease 44-like. The record is from RefSeq and is a predicted model, not a curated record. Bases 1 to 1056 code for a protein of 351 amino acids. Lineage: Eukaryota; Metazoa; Chordata; Mammalia; Dermoptera; Cynocephalidae. Gene Ontology annotation, molecular function: serine-type endopeptidase activity. Gene Ontology annotation, biological process: proteolysis. The transcript has 5 exons.
AUGGCGUACCCGGGGGGCGGCGGCUUCCUGGGCUUCCUGGCCUGGCUCCUGCUUCUUCAGCUCGGGAUCAGCGACGCCCGGACGAGAGCGGCGGGCCCGCCGACCCCCUCUCCUCUCCCCUCAGGUGGCGGUGGCGAGGACCCCCUAGCGAGCGAGUGGGAGCCGCCCCUUGUAGGGGUUCCGGGACCCUCGGCGGCCCCCCAAUCCGGGUGGAGCGCAGUGACCGCCGAUUUGUAUUCGUUUGCCUCAGCAUGUGGCCAUAGGACUGUGAGGAUAGUUGGUGGAAUGCCAGCCCCAGAGAGGAAGUGGCCCUGGCAGGUGAGCCUGCAGAUCAAAGAUGAACAUCUGUGCGGAGGCUCCCUUAUCGCCAAUCGGUGGGUGCUGACUGCGGCCCACUGCAUAAUAGGCCACGUGGAAUACACGGUGAAGCUGGGAGACACAAACGUACGUCAUGAGUCCAGAACAGCAGUUGUGGUCCCAGUCCGAGACAUCGUUAUCCAUCAAUAUUAUAAUUCUAUUGGAUUAAUUGAAAAUGACAUUGCCCUUGCUCUCCUCGACUUCCCUGUGAAUUACUCCUCGCACAUCCAGCCUGUGUGCCUCCCUGAUAAGGCUUUCAUGGUGCAAGCUGAUACAGAGUGCUGGGUGACUGGAUGGGGGAAACUAAGAGAAACAGAAUUAGCACCCACAGAGCUUCAGGAGGCUGAGCAAAGUAUUAUUCGUUAUGAGAAAUGUAAUGAGAUACUCAAGAAAAAGACGUCAAGGAAGGUUGACUUGAUCAAGAAAGGGACUGUCUGUGCCUAUAAUGACAAAGGAAAAGAUUCCUGCCAGGGAGAUUCAGGGGGCCCCCUGGUCUGUGAAUUUAAUGACACAUGGAUCCAGGUGGGGAUUGUGAGCUGGGGCAUUGGCUGUGGUAAAAAAGGAUAUCCUGGAGUUUAUACAGAAGUUAGUUUCUACAAGGACUGGCUCACUAGACAAAUGAAUCAAGCUUCAUGCCUGGACUCAGCAGGCUUCCUCAUCCUACUCCUGUGUCUGGUGCUGCCCCUGACAUCCUGGUGA